AUGGCUUCUGGCGAAAUUUCUAGUCCAAUAACUAAAUGUAAAUUAGUCUUCUUGGGAGAGCAAUGUGUGGGAAAAACGUCUAUUAUAACACGAUUUAUGUACGACAGUUUCGACAAUACCUAUCAAGCUACAGUAGGAAUAGAUUUCCUAUCGAAAACUCUGUAUUUAGAUGAUCGAACUGUACGCCUUCAACUAUGGGAUACCGCGGGUCAAGAACGUUUUCGUUCUCUAAUACCAUCCUACAUUCGCGAUUCGACAGCCGCCAUUGUUGUCUAUGAUGUUACAAAACCAGUUACUUUCGAAUAUACUUCAAAAUGGAUCGCUGAAGUAAGAGCUGAACGCGGUAAUGAGGUAAUAAUUAUGCUGGUGGGUAAUAAAACAGAUCUGGCCGGUAAGCGGCAAGUCACAACGGAAGAAGGUGAAAGUCGAGCCAAAGAAUUGAAUGUUAUGUUCCUAGAGACAAGUGCAAAAACCAGUUAUAAUGUUAAGAAAUUAUUUGAACGUGUAGCUUCCGCAUUGCCGGCGGUAGCUUCAGCUGUUCCAAGAACGUCAUCAAGUGAUGAAUAUGAACAAAGAAUCGAAUUGGAAAUGCAGAAAGAAGCAACACAAAAGAAUGAUAAGAAAAGUAAUUGUUUUUGUUAA
Messenger RNA from Musca vetustissima, 642 nucleotides. Its product is annotated as ras-related protein Rab6-like. Bases 1 to 642 code for a protein of 213 amino acids. Lineage: Eukaryota; Metazoa; Arthropoda; Insecta; Diptera; Muscidae. Gene Ontology annotation, molecular function: GTPase activity; GTP binding. The record is from RefSeq and is a predicted model, not a curated record. The transcript has a single exon.